Molecule: messenger RNA, 2700 nt
Organism: Canis lupus familiaris (dog)
Lineage: Eukaryota; Metazoa; Chordata; Mammalia; Carnivora; Canidae
Gene: KCNJ9
Product: potassium inwardly rectifying channel subfamily J member 9
Exons: 4
Coding region: 506-1684 (392 amino acids)
Biological process (GO): potassium ion import across plasma membrane; regulation of monoatomic ion transmembrane transport
Cellular component (GO): plasma membrane
Molecular function (GO): G-protein activated inward rectifier potassium channel activity
Source: RefSeq, a predicted model, not a curated record
AGUUGUCCAGGAGGAGGGAUUUGGGUUAAAAAUAGCUAUGGCGUGUGGCUCAGCCUCUAGUGGUACCCAGGACUGGGGAGGGGAGGGGGAUGCUCUAGAGCUGUCGCCAGACUGGUUGCUGUGGAAACAAGAGAGGAGCAGGGGAGCCUGGGAAAUGGGGAUGACACAGAUAGCAAGUCCUGGCCAGAGCUGCCGCUACAUUUAGGAGAAACAGCGGUGUCUGUGGCUCCCACCCUGCAAGGGGGCCAGGGGAGGGGUGGUGUCAGGGGCAUGGACGCUACCCCCCAGGGGUCUCUGCUGCCGGCUACUCUCCUCUCCAUACGCUGUUCCCCUGGAGCGGGAGGCCAGAACCAUUCCCAGGAAGAGGAGAAGGUUGAAGAGAAGCAGGUCCUUCUGAACCUUCCCUGGCAGGGGUCCGGACCUCCCGCUCAGGGCACACUGCAGCUCAGAUCGCUUCUCAGGGGGAAGCAUUUGAAGCAAAAUCAGGCCCCCUGCGGCCGCCGCCAUGGCCCGCGCCGGCGCCCCGCGCUCCCCGGGCCGCGAGCCCCCGCGCCGCCGCGGCCGCCAGCGCUACGUGGAGAAGGACGGCCGGUGCAACGUGCAGCAGGGCAACGUGCGCGAGCCGGGCCGCUACCUGACCGACCUGUUCACCACGCUGGCCGACCUGCAGUGGCGCCUCAGCCUGCUCUUCUUCGUGCUGGCCUACGCGCUCACCUGGCUCUUCUUCGGCGCCAUCUGGUGGCUGGUGGCCUACGGCCGCGGCGACCUGGAGCACCUGGGCGACGCGGCCUGGACGCCCUGCGUCAACAACCUCAACGGCUUCGUGGCCGCCUUCCUGUUCUCCAUCGAGACGGAGACCACCAUCGGCUACGGGCACCGCGUCAUCACCGACCAGUGCCCCGAGGGCAUCGCGCUGCUGCUGCUGCAGGCCAUCCUGGGCUCCAUGGUGAACGCCUUCAUGGUGGGCUGCAUGUUCGUCAAGAUCUCGCAGCCCAACAAGCGCGCCGCCACGCUCGUCUUCUCGUCGCACGCCGUGGUGUCCCUGCGCGACGGCCGCCUGUGCCUCAUGUUCCGCGUGGGCGACCUGCGCUCCUCGCACAUCGUCGAGGCCUCCAUCCGCGCCAAGCUCAUCCGCUCGCGCCAGACGCUCGAGGGCGAGUUCAUCCCGCUGCACCAGACCGACCUCAGCGUGGGCUUCGAGACGGGCGACGACCGCCUCUUCCUCGUGUCCCCGCUCGUCAUCAGCCACGAGAUCGACGCCGCCAGCCCCUUCUGGGAGGCGUCGCGCCGCGCCCUGGAGAGGGACGACUUCGAGAUCGUGGUCAUCCUGGAGGGCAUGGUGGAAGCCACGGGGAUGACCUGCCAGGCCCGGAGCUCCUACCUGGUGGAUGAGGUGCUGUGGGGCCACCGCUUCACGUCGGUGCUCACGCUGGAGGACGGCUUCUACGAGGUGGACUACGCCAGCUUCCACCAGACCUUCGAGGUGCCCACGCCGUCGUGCAGCGCCCGGGAGCUGGCCGAAGCGGCCGCCCGCCUCGACGCCCAUCUCUACUGGUCCAUCCCCAGCCGCCUGGACGAGAGGGCGGAGGAGGAGGGGCCCGGCGAGGGCGCGGACGCGGGGCCCGGCGGCGACACGGAGCGGAACGGCCGCCUGCCCCCGCCGGAGUCGGAGUCCAAGGUGUGACCGCGUCCUCCCGAGCCUGUGGCAGGGCCGGACACCGUUCGGGAGCUGGAUGGCGCGGCGCAGGCGGAGGUGGAGGCAGAGGCAGGCGGGCGGGCUGUGCUGACGCCCCCUCCCAGGCCCCUCCCAGGCCCCUCACAGGCCGGCCGGACCGGGGGGAGGGCCUCGCCGAGGCGCCCGAGGAACGUGGCGGCCUGUGCGCGUCUGGCCUCCGCGGCCCCGGCCGGCUGCGCGGACAGAGGGACGGAGCAUGUGCCCCCGGCCACGCCUGAGCCCGGAGCGUCUCUGGGCAAAGUCUAAAGGGGCUGCCUGUCCCCCGGGCGACGCCCCCGCCCGGCCCUCACGGGCUCCUCGCCGGCCUCCCGCGGGGCUGACCCGGGCUGACCACCCCGCAGGAGCCGCGGCCACAAGGCCCAGGGCUGGCGCAGCAGGGGCGCGUGGCCUGCCGCCAGCAGACGGGAGUGGGCCCGGCGCAGGGGAGGACGCGGGCAGAGGCGGAGAGGGACCCUCCAGGACGGAGAAGGGCCGGAGGGACCCAGAAAGGGAGCUCGCCCGCCGAGCUCGGGGGGGGGGGGCACUGAGGCGGAGGGCACCGGGGGACCCCGGCCCCACCCCGGCCGCGCACCUGCCCCUGCGGCGAGCACCGUGGUUCCGAGUGGACCGAGCGUUGAGCAGAGGCCGGAGGCUCCGGGAUCAAACCAAGGGAGUGAGGAGGCGCGAGAGCGAGGAAGGCCCGGGCACCGCGGGCACCAGCUGCUGUGUCAGCCACAGGCUUGCCAGCCCCUGCUCCGCCUCACUCCCAGUUUCUGACUCAGUGGGUCUGGGGAGGAGAGCAAAAAUUUGCACUUCUAGUAAGUUCUCAGGUCAUGGUGAUGCUGCUGGAGCGGGGGCCACACUUUGAGAACCACUGCUCUACACACAGCCUGGGGAGCCACAUCAGGAGGCUGCGCAUUGGAGCUGAGGGGGAGCUGAGGAGGAGCUGAGGGGGAGCUGAGGAGGAGCUGAGGGGGAGCUGAGGA